Molecule: messenger RNA, 579 nt
Organism: Colletotrichum lupini
Lineage: Eukaryota; Fungi; Ascomycota; Sordariomycetes; Glomerellales; Glomerellaceae
Exons: 1
Coding region: 1-579 (192 amino acids)
Source: RefSeq, a predicted model, not a curated record
AUGUCGAGAUGCGCUACUGAUGCAUCUCUAUCAUCUAGCGAUGGCCUUAAGUGUCUGGGAUUUGCCCAACUCACAUCCUGCAUGGUGGCCUGGUGCGUUUGCGGGAUCACACCUUUAGCCCGCUCUGUCGGCACCACUCGGUUGCCUCUUGCUUCGGUCCACUGCAUUGAAUUUUCAUCAAGGAAGAGAAGAGAACGCAAUAUUCACCUAGAAUCUUUGAUUUUGGACAAUCUGACGAUUUUGCGUUCACGUCUGGAGAUGUGUUCAGGUUUUGUCGUCCUGGCUGUUUUUCGUGAUGAAUGGAAUAUGGGGAGCGUGGAACACUGGACACGAAGAAGAGAGAACGACGAGGGAACAUACACCAAGCUGUUGGAGAUGGGACAGCCAAAGACACCCAGACUUCGAACCCAGCACACAGCACUUGAGUCCCGUCGAGGUCACCCCGCUGGGGCGUUCCGUUGCACUUCCCCCUUCUCUCUCGUUAUUGCCCUCUUAGCACCAUUGUGGACGGGCUGCCUACUAACUCACCGACAACUUCGCCCCUCUCUUAGGUUAGCGAUUAUGUCAAUAGGUGUGUGA